GGCCGCCCCGGCUCCCGGAGCUGCCCCCUCUGCCCCGGGCCGCGCCCGGGGGUCCCGCACUGACGGCCCAUGGCGCCGCCCGCCGCCCGCCUCGCGCUGCUCUCCGCCGCUGCGCUCACUCUGGCGGCCCGGCCCGCGCCCGGCCCCCGCCCCGGCCCCGAGUGUUUCACAGCCAAUGGUGCAGAUUAUAGGGGAACACAGAGCUGGACAGCACUGCAAGGCGGGAAGCCAUGUCUCUUCUGGAACGAGACAUUCCAGCAUCCAUACAACACGCUGAAAUACCCCAACGGGGAAGGUGGUCUGGGUGAGCAUAACUACUGCAGAAAUCCAGACGGAGACGUGAGCCCCUGGUGCUACGUGGCGGAACAUGAAGACGGUGUCUACUGGAAGUACUGUGAUAUUCCUGCCUGCCAGAUGCCUGGAAACCUUGGCUGCUACAAGGAUCAUGGAAACCCACCUCCUCUCACUGGCACCAGUAAAACAUCCAACAAGCUCACCAUACAAACCUGUAUCAGCUUUUGUCGGAGUCAGAGGUUCAAGUUUGCUGGGAUGGAGUCAGGCUACGCCUGCUUCUGUGGGAACAACCCUGACUACUGGAAACACGGGGAGGCAGCCAGCACCGAGUGCAAUAGUGUCUGCUUUGGGGACCACACGCAGCCCUGUGGUGGGGACGGCAGGAUCAUCGUCUUUGACACUCUCGUGGGCGCCUGCGGUGGAAACUACUCAGCCAUGGCCGCCGUGGUCUACUCGCCUGACUUCCCUGACACCUACGCCACUGGGCGGGUCUGCUACUGGACUAUCCGGGUGCCAGGAGCCUCUCACAUCCAUUUCAACUUCACCUUAUUUGAUAUCAGGGAUUCUGCAGACAUGGUGGAGCUGCUGGAUGGCUAUACCCACCGUGUCCUGGUCCGUUUCAAUGGAAGGAACCACCCGCCUUUGUCCUUUAAUAUCUCUCUGGAUUUUGUCAUUUUAUAUUUCUUCUCUGAUCGCAUCAAUCAGGCCCAGGGAUUUGCUGUCUUAUACCAAGCCACCAAGGAAGAACCACCACAGGAGAGGCCUGCAGUCAACCAGACACUGGCGGAGGUGAUCACCGAACAGGCCAACCUCAGCGUCAGCGCUGCCCACUCUUCCAAAGUCCUCUACGUCAUCACCACCAGCCCCAGCCAUCCACCGCAGACUGUCCCAGGUAGCCACUCCUGGGCGCCAUCGGUUGGGGCCAGCGGCCACAGAGUGGAAGGAUGGACCGUAUAUGGCCUAGCCACCCUCCUCAUCCUCACGGUCACAGCCGUCGUUGCAAAGAUCCUUCUCCAUGUCACAUUUAAGUCUCAUCGUGUUCCUGCUUCAGGAGACCUUAGGGACUGUCGUCAACCAGGGGCUUCUGGAGAGAUCUGGACCAUUUUCUAUGAACCUUCCACUACAAUCUCUAUCUUUAAGAAGAAGCUUAAGGGCCAGAGCCAACAAGAUGACCGGAAUCCCCUCGUGAGCGACUAAAGCCUCAUUGCACCAGACAGGAGGCUCCUCUCUGAGCUCCAGGCUGCUGGGGGUCCCUUCCCCCAUGGUUCCUCUCGAAGGACUUCCCUGCCUCUCCACUCAGCUAGGUUUCAUGGGGCCACCCUUCUCCAGACUGGGAAGGGGCCCCCUGUUGCAGGGGCAGCGUAGCCUGGAGUUGUCCUCCAUCACUUGCACUUAUGCUGGACCCUCGAGGCCCCAGCACCCGGCCUGCACCCCUGUCUCCACUGGGGAUGCUAAGACUGGGCGGAGCUGACAGGACACAGCUGGGCCUGAUUCCAGAAGACUGUUGGGUGGUGGGUAGUUUAGUGUGUGAUGAGUUCUUCUUGCUUUUUCUCUAUUUUGUCCACAUAUGGAUCAGUUUCCCCUGGUCUACAGUUUGGAAAAGAGCCAGACGGAAGAAAUUCUCAGGUUUUCUUGAAGGCUGGCCUGGUUCCCUGCCAAGUGUGGUCUCCUGGACAUUAGCACCUCAGAGUGCACAGAGGCCCAGUGCUCUGUACUGGGCCUGUAGCCUUCUCUGAUGUCAACUAAGAUGUGCCUCAUCUAGUCUGAGGGGACUGAGAACAGGUCCACACUAGAUGUCUUCUUUCUAGAGGAUUCUUUCCAAUACUCACUGACCUGCAGGGUUGAACAUAAAAAACAAAAAACCGCCCGGCGGUGGUGGCGCACGCCUUUAAUCCCAGCACUCGGGAGGCAGAGCCAG
Molecule: messenger RNA, 2212 nt
Organism: Peromyscus leucopus (white-footed mouse)
Lineage: Eukaryota; Metazoa; Chordata; Mammalia; Rodentia; Cricetidae
Gene: Kremen1
Product: kringle containing transmembrane protein 1
Exons: 9
Coding region: 70-1491 (473 amino acids)
Biological process (GO): multicellular organism development; Wnt signaling pathway
Cellular component (GO): plasma membrane
Source: RefSeq, a predicted model, not a curated record